AUGUGUAAACUUGAGAUUUAUGACUUAUUGGCUGUUCUCAACGGAGCAUACACUCCUUUUUAUUUUAGAGCUUACAAGAAAUAUCAACAAUCCCAUCGGCAUCCACCACGAUUGCCUGGAGUGAAUCUCACACACGAUCAACUAUUUUUCCUCAACUAUGCCCAGAUAUGGUGUGGUACGAUGAAUGACAAGGAAGCGGUGCGGAAGUUGCGGACGUCGGAGCACUCACCGGGACCGAUCAGGUAA
Molecule: messenger RNA, 246 nt
Organism: Cooperia oncophora
Lineage: Eukaryota; Metazoa; Nematoda; Chromadorea; Rhabditida; Trichostrongylidae
Source: the annotation of a GenBank genome assembly